UGAGUGUGUGUGCAUUUUCGCUUCCUCAUUUUCGCCGUGUGUACCGUGAAAAAGGCGAUUGAAAAAGCAUUUUGCAAGAAUCUGUGGAAGAAGAAUUAGCGGCCCCGGUGUACCAGCAAACGGCAAAAACGCACAUCGAAGACUAGUGCAGUGAGGCGUGAUUUACGCGAGAUAUAUCCAAGAAUCGCUAACAGCGCAUAGACGACGAAGGAAUAAAACAUGGCUGCCAGCACGAGCGGUGAUAAAGCUGCGGAUGAUUCACUCUAUCCAAUCGCGGUUUUAAUCGAUGAACUGAAGAAUGAGGAUAUUCAGCUACGACUGAACUCGAUCAAAAAGCUGUCGACGAUUGCACUGGCCCUUGGAGAGGAGCGCACCCGCAACGAACUCAUUCCCUUCCUGACCGAGUCCAUCUACGACGAGGAUGAGGUGCUGCUGGCGCUGGCCGAACAGCUCGGCAACUUUAUUCCGCUGGUCGGCGGACCGGAGUACGCGAUGUACCUCAUUCCGCCACUGGAAUCGUUGGCCACAGUCGAGGAGACGGUGGUGCGCGAGAAAGCCGUCGAAUCGCUGCGUACCGUCGCCGGGCAGCACAGUGCCCAGGAUCUCGAGGUGCACCUCGUACCGACGCUGCAGCGUCUGGUUUCCGGCGAUUGGUUCACUUCCCGCACGUCCGCCUGCGGACUCUUCUCCGUGUGCUAUCCACGCGUGUCGGCCGCCGUAAAGGCCGAGCUUCGCAGCAACUUCCGCACGCUCUGUCAGGAUGAGACACCCAUGGUACGACGGGCUGCUGCCGGCAAGCUCGGCGAGUUCGCGAAGGUCGUCGAGGUGGAGUACCUCAAGUCCGAUCUGAUCCCGAUGUUCGUGCAGAUGGCCCAGGAUGAGCAGGAUUCGGUACGACUGUUAGCCGUCGAGGCUUGCGUCAGCAUUGCGCAGCUGCUACCUCAGGACGAAGUGGAAGUGAAUGUUAUGCCAACGCUGCGUCAGUGCGUCAAUGAUAAUUCGUGGCGCGUACGAUACAUGGUCGCGGAGAAGCUGACUGAUCUGCAGAAGGCUGUCGGUCCAGAGAUCACCAAGGUUGAUCUUGUGUCGGCCUUCCAGUUUCUGCUAAAGGACAGCGAAGCCGAAGUGCGUGCAUCGGCGGCCACCAAGGUGACAGAAUUCUGUCUCAACCUGGACAAGACAGCCCAAGAGCAGAUCAUUAUGACUUCGAUUCUGCCGUGCGUAAAGGAGCUGGUUGCCGACUCAAACCAGCAUGUAAAGUCGGCUCUGGCGUCGGUCAUUAUGCGCCUGAGUCCGAUCCUGGGUCGCAACAAUACGAUCGAGCAUUUGUUGCCACUGUUCUUGGUGCAGCUGAAGGAUGAGUGGCCCGAGGUGCGCCUCAACAUCAUCUCCACGCUCGACUGCAUCAACGAUGUGAUCGGCAUUCAGCAGCUCUCCCAGUCGCUGCUCCCGGCCAUCGUGGAGCUGGCGGAGGAUAGCAAGUGGCGUGUCCGGUUGGCCAUCAUUGAGUACAUGCCGCUGUUGGCCGGUCAGCUGGGGCAGGAGUUUUUCAACCAGAAGCUGCGCGAUCUGUGCUUCAACUGGUUGAACGAUCAUGUGUACGCGAUCCGUGAGGCGGCCACACUGAACAUGAAGAAAAUCGUGCAAACAUUCGGCACCCAGUGGGCCGAGACGAACAUCAUUAAUCAGAUUUUGGUCAUGUACAAAAACAGCAACUAUCUACACCGAAUGACGUGUCUGUUCUGCAUUAACGCGCUUGCCGAUGUCUGCGAUGCCGAUAUUAUCGAACGGCUGUUCCUGCCGACCAUCAAAGUAUUAUCGACCGAUCCGGUGGCAAACGUGCGAUUCAACGUGGCGAAAACACUACAAAAACUGUCGCCAUUCCUUGACCAGGCGGCCAUCGACGAACACGUAAAGCCGAUCCUGGAGAAGCUCAACACCGACACGGACGUGGACGUAAAGUACUUUGCAUCGGAAGCGAUGGUUGGCAUUGCCGCAGCCUAAAUCUCUAUGUGGUGAUGACCAAGAAGCACAUACACACAUACCAGCGCAUCAUCAACAAGCUGCUACCGCAAAAGGUGAGGAAAAGGGUCGAGCGAAGCGGCAAGAAUACAUUUGUUCAGCACGCAUGUUCGUGGAAUAUAAAUCGAAAACAGGACUAAUUGAAGACGUUGCUAGUUUAAGAGUUCAUCAAUUCCUUGUCCUUUUUAAAAAAAAUAGGCGGACGCACCUUGAAACAUCAUUUUUCACAAAAAAAAAAACACUACAAUGCCUACUUCGCAAGCACGCGGAUGAACUGAACUCCGUUUUUCUCUGGUGAGAUGAUGUGUGUAAUUGGCCGAACCGAGCAGCAACCGUUCUCGUUCGUGCAUGCGUUGCCAAUGCUGUUGUUCUGUUGAUUAGAACCAGUCACGCAUUCGGUGAAGCAGCGAUUCGAAUUAGAAAACGUUCAAUUAUUUUUUUUACUUUAAACCGUCACUAGCAAGCCAAGUAGGCAGCUUCAAGCUGAAAUGUUAAAACAUGGCGGGACAUGCAUACUGAGGAGAGAACGAAGAAUGUUUUGAGUGUAUCUGGUUUCCUUUGUGAUUCUCAUCAGCAGUCCCUUUGACCCACUCACCCUUAUUUGUGUUUUUUGUGAAAUGAGCCAUUUUUGAUAGUGAGCGCAAGAGAGAAAGAGUGAACAAAUAAUAACCGUCUAGAUCAUCGUCUCCGGUGUUUAAAAAAAGAAAGGGACUUUCGAUUUUGCAUACAUAGGAUACGGAACUAAGACACUACCGGGACAACUGGUGACUGCUACUAGAAGUGUAGAAGCGUAGAAGCGUACUGUUACAGCGGUUCACCAUCAUCAACAUUGCCAAGGUGGACAAACGGCAAAAUCUAAUUGCAUUCAUUAACUUACACUUCAAUGACCGAUCUGCCGAAUCGAAACCGUUCACUACGUUGGCCGGGUUGUUGUUCUGCGGGCUUCUUGUUCUUGUAAUUUUCCUAAUCUUUUUCCUUUCUAAAAAUCUUUAGUUUAACCUAUUCAUAAAAAUAAAUAUAAAUAACAUAUAUGUAUACAUAUGUAUAAUGAAAA
Anopheles aquasalis is the source of this 3076-nucleotide messenger RNA. RefSeq names its product Protein phosphatase PP2A regulatory subunit A (gene Pp2A-29B). Gene Ontology annotation, molecular function: protein phosphatase regulator activity; protein binding; lipase activity. NCBI's taxonomy places the organism in Eukaryota, Metazoa, Arthropoda, Insecta, Diptera, Culicidae. Gene Ontology annotation, cellular component: nucleus; cytosol; protein phosphatase type 2A complex. The record is from RefSeq and is a predicted model, not a curated record. Gene Ontology annotation, biological process: lipid metabolic process; protein dephosphorylation.